AUGUCAACUCCCACCGACUCGUCCAGUCCUAUCGCGGCUAGCCCAUGUCCACCACAAGUCCUCCAAAGGCGAAAAGGGAGCAGCCCAAAUGGAUCUUUUGAAAUGAGUUCGAUGUUCUCAGAACAGGAAUUAAAUUCAAGAUCAAUGAACAAAGAUUCAAAUUCACAAUCUAAUUCUCAAGAAGAAUUUAACGACUGGCGUGAAAAUGCCUAUAAUUAUCAAACUGAAAAUUCUACAUUUUUGUCAACUACUUCCUUCAAUCGCUCUCAUAUUUCCAAUACUAGAUCUACACUUCCACAAGAUCGCUACACUACAACGACUUAUAAUACUAUGGAGAACACUUCUAUCUACGAUUUCAAAAGACACGAAAAACGCCAACGGAAUACGUCUCAAGAACACGCUAACACGUCUCACGAGUACAAUAAUCAUCCCACGACCGAAUUCAAUGUUGUGCGAAAAUUCAAUUCAUUGGAUAUCCGCAACAAGCAGGAGGACUCAACAAAAAGAUUAUUACCAGAAUCUAGUUAUAGCUCAUCUAUAUUUGGGAAAUCUGACACACCCGAACUGACAUCAGAAAAAAGAGAUUCUAUGCUCUGGCCUGCAUCAGCAUCGUUAAAAACACAAGAAGAUCUUACAGGAAGUAUGAACAAAAAAUCGUCAGAAUUUAUGCAGCUUGACUCUGACUCCACUACAAUACCAAAAGAAAAGUAUCAAAUUACAAAGGUUGAAGUUACUCGCCAAUACGAUAGAGCAAACCAAAACCACAAUAACACUGGAGACCAUUGCUCUCCUAAUUCCAUCACGAAGUCCCGUAAAAAUUCCAUUACUUCUAUUGAACACCAAAAUCGUGAACCUCAUUCCUCUUUAGAGAGCGGCGAUAUUUCUGAAGCUGCAUCAAUUCAUAACUCUCGCUCUGAUAAAGCAAGCUCACCUACAAUAUCUCCUAACAACUCUCUUCCUACUACCUUGUCUUCAUGCAAUCUGACACAAGAAAUAUCUACUGGGUCUGCAAGUUUCAAUAGUUUUGGUGGCUGGUGUGAACACGGAGAAGCAAGUAGCACACAAAACCAAAGCGAUAAUAACGAUCAACAAUCAGAACAUAGUUUCCCAUAUUGUAUUGAACAAGAGGCCAACGCGUCAAAAGACAGUAGGCCGUCAACUUUAGAGGACGAUGCACAGCCAUCCGUACAAAACACAAGUGAAAGAAACGUGUCGUAUCUUCAGCAAGCCAUUCAAUCUAAUUCAGAAGACGAUACACAGCCUUAUGUACAAAAUAACAGUGCAAGAGACGUGUCGUAUCUUCAGCAAGCCAUUCAAUCUAAUUCAGAAGACGAUACACAGCCUUAUGUACAAAAUAACAGUGCAAGAGACGUGUCGUAUAUUCAACAAGCCAUUCAAUCUAGUUCAGAGGAUGAUACACAACCAUACGUACAAAAUACUAAUGAAAGAGACGUGUCGUAUCUUCAACAAGCCAUUCAAUCUAGUUCAGAGGAUGAUACACAACCAUACGUACAAAAUACUAAUGAAAGGGACGUGUCAUAUCUUCAACAAACCAUUCAAUCUAACUCAGAGGGCGACACACAACCAUACGUACAAAAUACCAAUGAAAGAGACGUGUCAUAUCUUCAGCAAGUUAUUCAAUCUAAUCAAGAAGGCGAUACACAACCGAAUUCACCUAAACAAAAUGAGGAAGAAUCAUUAUACCCCCAACAAACCACACAGUCAACCUCAGAUGAUAGUACUCAACCAUACAUUCCAUAUAAUAAUGAACACGACAUAUCAUAUGUUCAACAAGCUAUGCAAUAUACAGCAGAAGAUGAUACCCAGUCGUAUAUUCAUUAUGGUAAUGGAAAUACACAAUCGGCCCCAGAUAAUAAUAAACAGCUACGCGAAGUACAUCAUAAAGAAGAGGAGGAGGUACCGCUUCUCCAGAAAGUUAUGCAAUUUAUUUCAGAUGAUUAUGACUUGAAUACGUUGAGUACGUCUUUGCCCCAUGGGUAUAUCUCCAAACACGAAGAGGAUCAACCGUUAAUGUAUCCUUAUGAUAAAACAUUAUCUACCACAGAAUCUAAAAGAUCGGCUACCUCUAAUCUUGCUUCCAAUAAAACUUCUCCCAAACCUAACAAGCGAACACGCUAUACCCAAACAUCGCAAGACUUGAAUACUUUUAAACAGUCAGCAUCAAUGACCACGACAGAAAAGGCACCUUACACUAUACAUCCACGUGAAUCUUUCUUUUUGAAUCCAGCUCCUGUAAACCAAAUAGAGAGUGCCUUCUUUAUAAAAAAAGUAUUAGAUAUGGUUCCAAAGCACAUGAGCUGUAUACGGUCAAGAGACUAUUCGAGGUCCUGCUGGGAGAAUGAGGAGUACAAUACUUUGGAUGAUAGUACAUCAUCAACAUGCAAAUAUGUAGACCAGUGUGAACUGUCUUCUGCAAUACUUGGACUUCCAAGACAACAACGAUCAGCCAAUACUCAAGAUGAUCAAGACAAUAUUCUUAAUAUUAGAAAAAAGAUACGGCUCGGAGAAGAGAGGCGAGAACCAAGUGGAGAUAUUAAUGAACGAAUACCUAAUACCCGUUCAUUCUUUGAGUACGAGUCCCCACUUGGAACAAUAAGAACGGCUUAUGUAGAUACAAGCGAUGCGAGUGGGGAUGAAGAUAAUACGAGUAAUGAGUGUGGCUUGACCCAAAGCCUUGACAAUGAUGUCACACAAGAGUUUUUUGAUCUACCUGGAAGCUAUAUGAAUACUCAAAUAUCUCAAGGACCGAGACUACUUGGAAGUCAAUUAAGAAGAGAGGCAGAACUGGUAGAGAAUACUCAAGAAGAAAGAUAUUCAGAUUCAUUACAAGAAGCUAUGUCUUGGAUUGAUUCGGGAAGUAGUAUUUCAAGUGGACCAUCUCAAAGUUCUCAGGAAACUUUGGAUAUUCAGGGAAGUUCGAGUAUGCAGGAAAAUCGAGAUAGUCAAAGUAAUCACAAUAAUCAAAAUUCGCAAUGUUUCCCAAUUGUUCCAAAUUGUCAAUUGUUUCGAAACUCUCAAAACUCCCAAAGCCAAAGAACGCAGAAUAGUCAGCGUAGUGUUUCUUUAUCGGCAUCAUCACAAAGAUCAUCUAAUUCCGGUACUACGCCUGGGAUAGACUACCGUGUGACGAAACCAAUAUCAAGUCGCGAAUCUUCACAAACUGCGCCUUACCGAGAUAACCUCACUCAAACCCCGAAAGAUUCCAUCGAUAGAGUAAAGUCUCAAUCCAACUCUCGUUUUUUCAGUCAGAAACCUGUCAAUGUUCCUUUCGAUCCACGUAAUCAUUCUCACAUUGAAUCGACAGGGGAAUUAGACUACACGAUCAAGGAAAUACAUCCUCCAUCUACUCGCGCUUUUCCGCGAAGGCCAGGCAUUGGACUAUCAAGAACUCCAUCUUACAGUCAAGUAUCAAACUCCCAGAAAGGAUUAAAUAACUCUUAUAAUCAAUCAAUAUCCACAAAUACCCACGAAGGAACCAAACGAAAAAAAUAUGGUAUGGGGCUCCAUCGAGGGUCAAAUCGUUCAGGAGACAAUAUAUCCUGACGUC
Messenger RNA from Phycomyces blakesleeanus NRRL 1555(-), 3568 nucleotides. RefSeq lists its product as hypothetical. The coding region runs from base 1 to 3564 and encodes 1187 amino acids. The transcript has 5 exons. NCBI's taxonomy places the organism in Eukaryota, Fungi, Mucoromycota, Mucoromycetes, Mucorales, Phycomycetaceae. The record is from RefSeq and is a predicted model, not a curated record.